AUGCCGAAGCCAAGAACGAAACGACAAGCCAUUCGCGACGAGCGGAAGAAGAAGAGGAGGGAGACGCAUGAGGAAACCCACGAGGAGAACCACGACGAACGCCAGUCCAAGCGGAGACGGGUCGACGGCGAAGAUCGGGACGAGGAUGAGGACACUCAGCAACAGACGUACAACGAUGCGGGCGACCACCCGCAGCCGUUCCAUGGUAACGGUCCCGAAAAGGAAUUCUUUGGCAUGCUCGCGGACGAGGAGCAGGAAUACUUUCGCCGCGCCGACGAGCUGCUCGAGCUGAACCAAUUCCCCUCCCCCGAGGAGCGCCACGUCUUUCUGCAAAACGUCUACAAGGAGGCGCGGGGCAAGGAGCUGAAGCUGGCCAGCAGCCAAUCAUUGUCGCGCCUGAUGGAGCGCCUGAUUCUUCUCUCGAACACGAGGCAGAAGAAGCAGAUCUUCAACGCCUUUGCCGGCCACUUCCUGUCGCUCGUCCAGCACCGCUUCGCCAGCCACUGCUGCGAGAAGCUGUUUCUCGAAUCGGCGCCAAUCGUGACACAGGAGCUGGGCGGGAUCGUCCCGGAGACCGAGGGCAACUAUGACGAGAUGGAGGUCGAGGAGGACGCCGAGCCGGACAACACCAUGGAGAACCUCUUCCUCAUGACGCUGGACGAGUUUGAGGAGCACAUGGGCUUCCUCCUCACGGACCGUUUCGGAUCACACACUCUACGUGUGCUCUUGGUUAUUCUGUCGGGCCGCCCAUUGGAUGACUCGUCCACAAAGUUGCUGCUUAAGAGCAAGAAGAAGGAGUACAUCUCCGUCCAGGGGGCCACCGGUGCCUCGGACGAGCUCACCCACCAGCUGAGAGCCGUCCCGGAGUCCUUCACCCAGGCCACCAAGAAGAUCAUUCAGGACGCUGUGGCCGGCAUGGACUUCACCGCCCUGCGCGUCCUGGCCAAACAUCCUACCGGCAACCCUCUCCUCCAACUCUUGCUGGAGCUCGACAUCUCUCUGAAUCACAAGAGCGACAAGAGCUCGGCAGCGGCGAGCAAGGACACCCUGCUGUACAGACUGCUACCCGACGCUCCCGCGUCCCUCGCCGACGAAACCUCGCAGGCGGCGGACUUUGUCAACAGCAUGGUCUACGACCAGAUCGGGUCCCGCCUCCUCGAGACCCUCAUCACCAACUGCCCCGGCAAGGUCUUCAAAGCGCUCUCCCACAACUUCUUCGGCGACCGCAUCGCGACGUACGUCCGCAACGACAUCGCCUCGUACCCCGCCCUCCGCGUCCUGAACCGCUUCAGCAAAGACGACCUCGUGGAGGCAGUCAAGAAGAUCAUCCCCGUCGUACCCCUCCUGGUGUCCAAGGCGCGGUAUAACGUCCUCAAGACCCUUUUUGAGCGGUGCGAUGCGCGCGGUGCCUACGAGGAGAAGAGCGCCCUCACCAGGGCGCUGACCGACGCCCUGGGCCCCAACCCGAAGGACCUGGUCCCGAAACUGUGCCACCUGGUCGAGGACGAGUCCGCUGACAAGGACCAGUUCCAGCAGUCGCCCCAGAACAAGACCGCCGUUGCCGCCCACGGCUGCCACCUCGUGUCAACUAUGCUCAAGACCCCCGGAAACGCCUCCAAGGUGGCCCAGAAGUCCCUCGUCGCGCUGCCGCCCGACCUCCUGGUCAAACUCGCGACCACAGCGAUGGCGUCGACGACCGUUCUGACGACAGCCCUUGCCAGCCCCGCGGCGCCGCAGAACGAGUUCUUCCACAAGGCCCUCGUCGGCGCCCUCGCCCCGCACGCCGCGGAGCUGGCGCAGUCCCAGUUCGGCCACAACGUCAUCAACGCCAUCGUCGAGAUCCCCUCGCGCGGCACGGACCGCUGCGUGCCGUUCCACGUCAAGCAGACAAUCAUCGCCUCGCUCGCCGGCCACGAGCGGGCGCUGCGCGACUCGUGGAUGGGGCGUAGCGUGUGGCGGACGUGGAAAGGGGACAUGUGGAAGACGAGACGGUCGGACUGGGUCAAGUGGGCCAAGGAGGUGGACGGCCCGGCCGAGGAGACGAAGCUGAAGCCCUGGGAGAGGAGGAAGCUGGAGCAGCAGAAGGGCCCCCAGCCAAGGCAGCCGCCCAGGGAGACGGCGAAGGAGGACAAGGAGUGA
Messenger RNA from Colletotrichum graminicola M1.001, 2139 nucleotides. Its product is annotated as pumilio-family RNA binding repeat domain-containing protein. Bases 1 to 2139 code for a protein of 712 amino acids. NCBI's taxonomy places the organism in Eukaryota, Fungi, Ascomycota, Sordariomycetes, Glomerellales, Glomerellaceae. The record is from RefSeq and is a predicted model, not a curated record. The transcript has a single exon. Gene Ontology annotation, molecular function: RNA binding. Gene Ontology annotation, cellular component: preribosome, small subunit precursor; nucleolus; 90S preribosome. Gene Ontology annotation, biological process: ribosomal small subunit export from nucleus; endonucleolytic cleavage to generate mature 5'-end of SSU-rRNA from (SSU-rRNA, 5.8S rRNA, LSU-rRNA); endonucleolytic cleavage in 5'-ETS of tricistronic rRNA transcript (SSU-rRNA, 5.8S rRNA, LSU-rRNA).